AGCAUAUUCCACACUACCUAGACCAGACCGCAGCUAAUUAUGGCUUCGGCUUCCUACCCCAUAUGACUGCAACUCAAACUCUAAGUUCUUCGUGGGCGUCAAUACAUGCUAGUAUAAUGUCAUAAUUUGACAUGUUGUGAUAUUAGGUCUGAUAACGAACCUUGUCUAGGGAAUGGAUAUCUUCGUCUCUAACAUACCUGCCUUCCUGGACAAAGAAACAUUGUUGAUUGAAUUCCAUCGUAUCAUUCAUCGUGCACCAUUUGUCACCGACCCUGUACUAAAUUUUGAUCUGUUUUUGUUGAAACCUCGAAACAACAAGGCAUCUGGUAUUUUGACGUUACCUACUCAAUCCGAUGGCCAUCUCUUCUUGACAGUAUAUCCUUCCUCGCCAAUCCGCAUCGCCGGAACCACUAUUGUUUGUCAACCUGGAAGGAAAGCACCUCGUGAGACCACUCUGAAUCGCAUUCGCGGUCAGGCCUGGCAGGAUCCAAAGCUCGUUGUACAAGAAAAGGAACGAGAGAAGGAGGCAUCUGUGUCUACCCCAAAACUCAGCAUGAGCUUUGGACGCUUACGACGUGAUGGAACGUUCACCAUCGAGCAUUCUUUCGCGGGAAAAAUUCAUUGUGACCUUGUUAGGAGACGGUUGGUUGUAACUCUGGUACGAGAGCAGACUUCCAAUGUUGUCGAUGGACAUCCCGCACACGAUACUUUUUUGUCGAUUUUCAAUAGAUUAUCCGUCGAAGACAUGAUCCCUUCCCCAAUAUUCUCGUACUCUUCCUCUUCUGUCCAAGCGGUCAGACGUUCGAGUUCUACCCAGGAAUCCGAACUUCAUUUGGAGUUUUCUAAUCCAGCUAUCUUCGAACAACCUCACGCUGCAUCGUUUUUGAAUCGGCAGCAAUCCUCCCAACGCUUGACCGUGACUGGCCUUCCAGGCUGCAACUUCAUGCCUCUCGUGUCACAAAACCUGCGUAUCAUCUUUUCGAACGACGAUGAAUUGUUGCAAUUCCUAACGCGAGCCCAUAACAUUCAGCUUCCUCCUGCAAGAUUCAUCGCCAUCAGUACUAUCGAUGUUCGAGUAUACAAUAACGACAGAUUCGACGAAUUGAUGACAUUCACACGAACUCUCCCGUUUCCUCUUGGAUUCCAGCUGGAGAAGUCAGUUUGGGACGGUAUCAUUGAGCCUAGCGAACUUUACGAGAAAAACAUGCGACAGGCAAUUCUCAAGGUCCAGGAAGAUCACCCUGAGAUUGCCGCUCCAAUCUUUCGCUACUUUGUAUCAACAUUACAAAUUCCUACCUUUCGAGAUCCUCCCCGAUCACCCCCUCGCCCGCGAUCUGAACCAUCCGAAGAUUCGUUAUCAAAGAGCGCUCGACGGAGGCGGAAACAAAGGAACCGUCGACGAGAACUAGCUUCUGCCGAUAACAAAGGCUUGGAGCUCCAUGAGCAAUUGGCACAAGCUGCACAUGCUUAUGUGUUGGAUUCACAAAGACCACAACGACGAUACGCCUCUUCGCCGAACCCUGCGCUCUAUGAAGCAUAUCAUGUAUCGAUCACACCGUCCCGCCAAGUAUUGGAAGGGCCCUUGCCUGACCUAUCCAACGGUAUUCUCCGGCUUUACGAAGAUUUCCAAGACUGUUUCCUCCGGGUUUCCUUCCAAGAUGAGGACGGAGGUAAGCCUCGACGUGAUAACAAUGUGGCUAUCGAUAAAUUGCUCGACCAACGCUAUAAACCUGCUUUGCUCAAUGGAGUGACAGUUGCUGGUAGACACUUUAAAUUCUUGGGCUAUUCAAUGAGUAGCCUGAAGGAUUACACUUUUAUCUUUGUAACUGCGUUUUCUCGGCAAGGAGAGCUCAUGGAUGCUGAAACAAUACGGAAACGAUUCGGAAAUAUUCCAAAAGCUUCUCAUAGACCUGCACUUCUCGGUGCCCGGUGGGGACAGAUGUUCUCCGCAUCUACGCCUUCUGUCGCUCUUUCUCUAUCCCAGCUUCACAAGAUACCUGACCGGAUUUCAUCAAACUCAAACGGACAAAAUGCUGUAUUUACCGAUGGAUGUUCCACUAUAUCUCCUGCCCUGGCGCGAAAAGUUGCCCGCCUAGUCCUUCGAAGUGCAUCCAAAAUUAUACCUUCAUGCUUCCAAUUCCGUCUCGGAGGAGCAAAAGGCGUCGUUUUCCAGGAUCCAUUCCUCAAUGACGAGGUGCUGUGUAUUAGGCCUUCCCAAACAAAGUUUGAAUCCACUGACCUGAACCUUGAUAUCACUUUGACUUCUGCCCAUCCAUUGGCCCUGUUCUUGAAUAGACCCCUCAUUGCUCUUCUGGAGCAUCAUGGAGUCCCAGAACAGAAUUUUAUCAAACUCCAGGAUCUGGCCAUCAGAGACACCCAAAGGAUCAGAUCGUCGCUUACUGAAGCAGCUACCACCUUUGCACAGCAUGGGCUUGGAUCAUCGUUCCAGUUGGAAUCAUUGUUCAAAAAUAUAGCCCAAAUACUUCACUUGGAAAUUGCACAACAUGCCUCAGAAAGGAAUAGCUCUACUGCUCAGCUCGUAAUUCUCAAAAUUGCUGUAGCUCACGGAAUUACUCAUAUUCUGCGUGAAAUCAAACACCGUGGUCGUAUCAGGGUUCCUGGCUCUUAUACUCUUCUUGGGGUAUCCGACGAGUGGGAUUGUUUAGAAGAGGGAGAGAUCUUUGCGCAAGUAUAUGAUCCGCGCACACAAAAACUUACCCCAAUCGAAGGUAGAGUUUUAAUCACGAGAAGCCCUCAAAUACAUCCGGGCGAUUGUCAAUUUGUGGAGGCUGUACGUCGAAAAGAGCUGGAUCAUUUGAAGAAUGUGGUUGUUUUUUCUUGCAAAGGUGCCCGAAGUCUACCGUCUAUGCUUGGUGGUGGCGAUCUUGAUGGCGAUAUCUAUAAUCUUAUUUUAGAUGAUAAAUUUCACCCGCCGAAAAGAUUCACGGCCGACGCAGGUGCCUAUGAACCCUUACCUCCUACUCUUACACCACAUAUUUGCGGUGUCCGCGACGUUGUAGAUUUUGUGAUUAACUACAUCAAAUCAGACCUUGUUGGUUACAUUUCCACUACUCAUCUGCGGAUAUCAGAUGUGAAUGGGUUAGAUUGUCCUGAUUGCCUCAGACUUGCGAAGGCCGCCUCCCAUGCAGUUGACUUCCCAAAAGUGGGAACGGCUGUAGACUUCAAGACUUUACCAAAGGCUCCAGAGGGUCCGAGACCAGAUUACUUAUCGGGAGAAGGCUAUCGACCAAAACCUGGAGAUAAUCGAUACUAUCCAAGUGUGAAGGUACUAGGGCAACUAUUUCGGCGUGUUCCAACGGACGAGUAUGAGGUUGAGAUGGAGGACUAUGAUGACCCUAUCGAAUUUAUGAAGAUUGAUAAUGCUAUGGGCCUGGCAGCGAGGCGAUGCUUGAGGAAGCUUCAAAUGGGUCGGUUUGGAGCAUUCUCUGCGACAUUGGAAAUGAACCCAGAUGAAGACUUGAUUGAUGAGAUGCACCACGUCUUUGAAGAUUAUCGGGAACAGCUUAUUGUAAUUGCUAAAACUCAUACUGCUUCCAAAAAAGCAAACACUUGGUUGAGCGAGGAAGAGUUAAUCAGCGGAGCUAUUAUGGAGCGAUACCCGGACCCUAAACGACGACGAGAAGUUACGACUGCUAUGAAUCUUCAGACGCAAGAGCUGACGCGGAAAAUUCGUCUCGAAUUUUAUCGCCAAGACAAUGACCUGGAUGACUUUGAAAUGGACGGAUACUUUGAUCCCAUAGAUUAUGAAGAAGAUCCCGAUAUAGGUCGUCUGUGCAACAAAUUCAACUAUGCUCGAGCGGCGUGGAUAGCAGCGAGCGAGGUGGGCUACGAUAAGUUUGGUGCCCAGAGUUUUGCAAUGAUCGCACUGGGUAGCAUGCUCAAUGCAAUCAAGGAUUUGGGGAGGGAAGCUAAUGCACUCUGAACGACGUUGAACUUAAUUCGAUCUCUCCUGUCUCUGUACUGAUGAUAUGCUGUCGGAAUACCAUUUCUGAAGAGCCGAUUUUACAAUUUAUGAUUGUUGACACAUGCGAUUGUGGGCC
Molecule: messenger RNA, 4061 nt
Organism: Lentinula edodes (shiitake mushroom)
Lineage: Eukaryota; Fungi; Basidiomycota; Agaricomycetes; Agaricales; Omphalotaceae
Product: RNA dependent RNA polymerase-domain-containing protein
Exons: 8
Coding region: 173-3943 (1256 amino acids)
Biological process (GO): siRNA processing
Cellular component (GO): nuclear RNA-directed RNA polymerase complex
Molecular function (GO): RNA-directed RNA polymerase activity
Source: RefSeq, a predicted model, not a curated record